GGGCUGCACAGAGCCUCGCUGGUGGACAUCCGUCUGGUCAGCGCCAAGACAGGCUUCGGCCUGGAAGGGCUGGUCAGCCGUCUGCAGCGCUCCUGGAAGUGCGCUGGAGACGUUUAUCUUCUGGGCGCCACCAACUCCGGCAAGUCCACGCUGUUCAACACGCUGCUGCGCUCCGACUACUGCAAGUCCCGUGCCCCCGACGUCAUCGACAGGGCCACCGUGUCCUCCUGGCCAGGAACAACAUUGAACCUGUUGAAAUUUCCAAUUAUUAAUCCUACAUGUGACAGGAUAUUCCGAAGGCAGGAGAGGCUAAAAGAGGAGGCAACAAAAACAGAAGAUCAGCUAAGCAUUGAAGAAAAAAAGCACCUUAAUCACCUUAAAAAGCAAGGUUACUUGGUGGGAAGAGUUGGAAGAACAUUUCAACGGCAGAGGUCUAGCCUUGUGGUUGACUUUGACCCUGAUGUGCUCUCCUACAGCAUAGAUGAAGAUCCUAGACAUUCCCCUAAGAAGCACAAGGAAAGGGAGGAGUUCACACACAAUGAAGUGAAGGACGCUCGCUGGUGUUUUGACACUCCAGGAAUUGUAAAGGAAGACUGUGUUUUGAAUCUUCUGACAGAGAAGGAAGUAAAGCUGGUUUUGCCAACACAGGCGAUCGUUCCACGGACCUUCAUUCUCCAGCCAGGAAUGGUCUUGUUUUUAGCAGCCUUGGGACGUGUAGACUACUUACAGGGAAAAAAGCCUGCAUGGUUUUCUGUAGUGGCUUCUAACCUGCUGCCAGUCCAUGUUACUACCUUGAGUAAUGCAGAUACCAUCUAUGAGAAGCACACUGGCCAGGAGUUCCUAAAGGUUCCCAUGGGUGGGGAAGAGCGAAUGAAAGAGUUUCCCCCACUUGUCCCUCAGGACAUUACACUGAAAGGAAUUGGUACCACUGAGGCGGUUGCAGAUAUCAAGCUUUCCUCGGCAGGAUGGGUGGCAGUGACAGCUCAUGCAGAAGAGGAACUGCUGCUCCGAGCCUAUACUCCCAAGGGCACUGCGUUGGUGGUGCGGAGUCCUCCCCUUUUGCCAUACAUCAGUACCAUCAGAGGGGCCCGGAUCGCAGGCACUGCUGCCUACAGGACCAAAAAGCCUCCCUCCUUUGUGGAAAACCUGAAAACCAUGGGAAACAGAUAA
This is a messenger RNA of Acanthisitta chloris (rifleman), 1170 nucleotides long. It is a transcript of the gene NOA1, whose product is annotated as nitric oxide associated 1. Lineage: Eukaryota; Metazoa; Chordata; Aves; Passeriformes; Acanthisittidae. The annotation marks the transcript as partial. Gene Ontology annotation, molecular function: GTP binding. The record is from RefSeq and is a predicted model, not a curated record. The transcript is spliced from 7 exons.